This is a messenger RNA of Gorilla gorilla gorilla (western lowland gorilla), 702 nucleotides long. It is a transcript of the gene TREM1, whose product is annotated as triggering receptor expressed on myeloid cells 1. NCBI's taxonomy places the organism in Eukaryota, Metazoa, Chordata, Mammalia, Primates, Hominidae. The transcript has 3 exons. Gene Ontology annotation, biological process: chemokine production; cytokine production involved in immune response; neutrophil chemotaxis. The record is from RefSeq and is a predicted model, not a curated record.
AGUUGGAGCUGGUGCACAGGAAGGAUGAGGAAGACCAGGCUCUGGGGGCUGCUGUGGAUGCUCUUUGUCUCAGAACUCCGAGCUGCAACUAAAUUAACUGAGGAAAAGUAUGAACUGAAAGAGGGGCAGACCCUGGAUGUGAAAUGUGACUGCACGCUAGAGGAGUUUGCCAGCAGCUAGAAAGCUUGGCAGAUAAUAAGGGACGGAGAGAUGCCCAAGACCCUGGCAUGCACAGAGAGGCCUUCAGAGAAUUCCCAUCCAGUCCAAGUGGGGAGGAUCAUACUAGAAGACUACCAUGAUCAUGGUUUACUGCGCGUCCGAAUGGUCAACCUUCAAGUGGAAGACUCUGGACUGUAUCAGUGUGUGAUCUACCAGCCUCCCAAGGAACCUCACAUGCUGUUCGAUUGCAUCCGCUUGGUGGUGACCAAGGGUUUUUCAGGGACCCCUGGCUCCAAUGAGAAUUCUACCCAGAAUGUGUAUAAGAUUCCUCCUACCACCACUAAGGCCUUGCGCCCACUCUAUACCAGCCCCAGAACUGUGACCCAAGCUCCACCCAAGUCAACUGCCGAUGUCUCAACUCCUGACUCUGAAAUCAACCUUACAAAUGUGACAAAUAUCAUCAGGUAUGGUUUUCAGGUCCCUGGGCCCCUGGUUUGGACACUGAGCCCUUUGUUUCCCAGUCUGUGUGCUGAGAGGAUGUGA